This is a messenger RNA of Carica papaya (papaya), 1417 nucleotides long. RefSeq names its product chloroplast signal recognition particle component (CAO) (gene CAO). Gene Ontology annotation, molecular function: protein binding. The record is from RefSeq and is a predicted model, not a curated record. Lineage: Eukaryota; Viridiplantae; Streptophyta; Magnoliopsida; Brassicales; Caricaceae.
AAAAAACGCCGCCGUUUCCUUGGAUGGCUAGACAACCACAAAAAAAUUAAAAAAAAAUAAUAAUGCCUGUCCAAAUGUAACCUACAAACAGCUAAGAAAAUGGAUGGCGUUUCUUAUCCCAAAAAUCUACAAACCACUGCCACCUCACUUCCUCUCAACGCCACCAUUUGGCAUUUACAAAACUCAGUGUGCCAAAGACGCAUUCCCCAAUCCGCCGCUAACACCUACCUUCAAUGGACGCUCUUUGCAUGAACCAGUUUCUUUCGCGCCUCAAACCCGCACCAAAACUCACCACUCUCUCCUCUUCUUCACUCAACCCACAAGUACAAUCUCUGGCAACCACCAGAACAACCCACAGAACCAGCAGCUUCGCGGCCUUCGCCGUCCAGAACCAGGAAACAAGCUCCCAACAAACGCAAAAAAAGUUUCAAGAACAAGAUGAGUCUUACGGCGAAGUCAACAAGAUUAUCGGCAGCAGAGCCCUCCAGGGUGGCACGGGCAUGGAGUACUUGAUAGAGUGGAAGGACGGCCACGAGCCCUCCUGGUUGCUAUCCGAUUUCAUUGCCAAAGAUGUGGUAGCGGAGUACGAGACCCCGUGGUGGACUGCAGCCAAGAAAGCCGACGAGUCGGCACUCAAGCAGCUAAUCGACGCCGCAGAAGCUGACGGGCGGGAUAUUGACGCCGUGGACGGAGAUGGCAGGACCGCGCUCCUCUUCGUGUCGGGACUCGGUUCGGAGCCUUGCGUCCGGAUGUUAGCCGAAGCCGGCGCCGACUUAAACCACCGCGACAAUAGCGGCGGCUUGACGGCUCUUCACAUGGCGGCUGGAUACGUGAAGCCGGACGUGGUCAAGGCAUUGGUGGAGCUCGGCGCGGAUCCAGAAGUGGAGGAUGACAGGGGAUUGACGCCGUUGGAUUUGGCGAAGGAGAUUCUUAAAGUGACCCCGAAGGGGAACCCGAUGCAAUUUGCAAGAAGAUUGGGGAUGGAAAAUGUAAUUAGAAGAUUCGAGGAUGCAAUAUUCGAGUACGCUGAGGUGCAGGAGAUAUUGGAGAAGAGAGGAAAAGGCGAAUACGUGGAAUAUUUAGUCAAAUGGAAGGACGGUUCUGAUAACGAGUGGGUCAAAACGGCGUUUGUAGGGGAGGACUUGGUGAGAGACUACGAGGCUGGGCUAGAAUACGCUGUGGCGAAGGGAGUUGUAGGGAAGCGGGUUGGGGAUGAUGGGAAGAUGGAAUAUCUAGUGAAAUGGACGGACAUGGAUGAUGCCACGUGGGAGCCAGAGGAAAAUGUGGACCCCGAUUUGAUAAAGGAGUUUGAAGAGGGACAAGUGAAUGGGACGGGUCACGUGGAGGCGAAAUUAAGUGUGGAUGGCCCAUGAUUGCAAUCCGGCGAUUGUUGUAAUGUUUUUAUGUUUUUUUCGGG